Molecule: messenger RNA, 612 nt
Organism: Tetrahymena thermophila SB210
Lineage: Eukaryota; Ciliophora; Oligohymenophorea; Hymenostomatida; Tetrahymenidae
Exons: 1
Source: RefSeq, a predicted model, not a curated record
AUGACAUUAAACAACUCAUAAUUAAAUGAUAAAAUCAUCUGCCAUUAUAAAUAAUCAUUUGAAAACUUAAAAGAGCUUAAUGACCUUAGUCUUACAAUAAACUCUAAUGAAUACUUUGAUAAUUAAUAUUUAUUCUCAAGUUUAAUAAGACACUGUCCCUAUAUUAGUUAACUAAGACUGCAAUUAAAAACAAUAUAAUUAACAGAUGCUUUAUAUUAAGAACUAUUUGGAGUUUUACAAAGCUUAAAAUAUUUAAAAUAAAUUAAUUUUAUUUUUGAUAAAGGGCAUUGUAUGUAAUUCAAUUAUUAAAUUUUAGGAAGCAAUGUAAGAAAUUUCUCGAAUUUAAAUUAUGCCAGAUUGAGUUUUUAAAAUCUCAACAGCUCUUAAAAGAGUUUAAAAUUAAAAACUGAUAUAAUUCUGUAAAACGAAUCCUUAAAUUCUCAAAAGGACACAACAGAAGAAAUAAAAAUUUAAAAAAGUAAUUUUUUAGAUUCUUAAAUUCAAAAAAGGUGGCGAAGCAGGAAUGUCUAUUAAAAUAGAAGUUAGUAACUACUUUAGCAAAACUUAUUUUUCAAAAAGGCAAUCAGAUUAGUAAAACUAGAAGUUUAAUGA